AUGGUUUUGAUGGAAGCUCAAAUGGCGGCUGUGUACCCAAUAGGACCAGUAUACAAUCAAGUAACCAAUUCACUGAAGCCUCGCUGUUUUGCUGCCUUAAAACGUAUAUUUGAAAUCUAUGCACGUGAUAAUGAUUACGUUCUCAGUAACGAAGGGUUAAUCCAUAUUUAUUAUCGAUGCUUCAAUAUACCAUUGAUGCCUUUUCAAAGUAGAGGAUUAAUAGAAUCUAUUCAAGAACAGUGUCCGGAAGGAGUCAAAGAAAACGGACUCACACUGGAUGGGUUCUUGGUUCUAAUAGUCACAAUGCUCAUCAAACAAGGAAAACUCAAAACGUUAUGGACUAUGCUUAGGACAUUCGGAUACAAUAAAGAUUUAAGACUUGCAGAUGAGAUGAUUCCUUAUUCAUCACUCAAACGCAAGCCUGAUCAGACUGUUGAGCUGACAGAUGAAGCUAUUGGAUCCUUAAGGAGGACCUAUAACCGUUUUGAUAACUUGGGACCUCAAAUGAUGGAAUCUCUCUUUGAAACUGCACCUGAACGUCCCUGGAAUGAAGCUCCUUAUAAGUAUGCUGUAGAGAAAACUAGUAAUGGUGGAUUAUCACUUGAAGCUUUCCUCUCACUGUGGUCAUUGAUGACACUACUAGAUCCAGCUAGGAGUCUUGAAUAUUUCAUUUACAUUUGUCACCCUGAUGAUCCAUCUUCAGCAGUUCAUGUUACUAGGAGAAGAGAGCUAGACCGCAAGGAAAAAAACUCUGAAAGAAAAGUUGUUCAGUGUUUUGUCUUUGGACCCAAGAAUGCUGGAAAAUCUGCACUUCUCAAUGGUUUUAUUGGAAGGCCAUAUGAUGAUGACAAUAGAAAUGUAUUAGCUGAUGAACGUUAUGCUGUUAACAUGGUUGGAAACUCUGGUCUAACCGGAGAUGCAAAGAAAACUCUGGUGAUGAAGGAGAUUCCAUAUCAAGAAGAUGGAUUAUGGUUAACAAAUGAAGCUUUGGCUUCUUGUGAUGUUGCAAUAUUUGUUUAUGAUUCUUCUGAUGAGUUUUCUUGGAAGAGAUCUAUUGAUUUGCUUGCUGAGGUUUCAACCAUUAGUAAAGACGCAGGGUUAGAGUUUCCUUGCCUGAUGGUUGCAGCUAAAAUGGAUCUUGAUUCAUUCCCAAUGGCUAUUCAAGAGUCAACUAGGGCCACACAAGGUAUAGGAAUCGAAACUCCAAUACCAAUCAGUUCCAAACUUGGAGAGUUUGAUAACUUGUUUCGCAAGAUACUAACCGCUGCUGAGCAUCCUCAUUUGUGUGUUACAAAGAAAGAUUGA
This is a messenger RNA of Raphanus sativus (radish), 1305 nucleotides long. Its product is annotated as mitochondrial Rho GTPase 3-like. Lineage: Eukaryota; Viridiplantae; Streptophyta; Magnoliopsida; Brassicales; Brassicaceae. Bases 1 to 1305 code for a protein of 434 amino acids. The transcript has 6 exons. Gene Ontology annotation, molecular function: GTP binding; GTPase activity. The record is from RefSeq and is a predicted model, not a curated record.